Messenger RNA from Neurospora tetraspora, 1388 nucleotides. RefSeq names its product SMAD/FHA domain-containing protein. The transcript has a single exon. The record is from RefSeq and is a predicted model, not a curated record. NCBI's taxonomy places the organism in Eukaryota, Fungi, Ascomycota, Sordariomycetes, Sordariales, Sordariaceae. Gene Ontology annotation, molecular function: protein binding; mRNA binding. Gene Ontology annotation, cellular component: nucleus. Bases 144 to 1202 code for a protein of 352 amino acids. Gene Ontology annotation, biological process: maintenance of RNA location; mRNA splicing, via spliceosome.
CUUCUUUUUCCAAAGCCAUUUUCCCACUGACAACUCUAGGUUGAAUGCGUCAUUGAAUCUUGCACCACAUCAACAGGAACAUUUGGUUUUUUUUUAUCUUGGAGGAUCAACAGUUUACAGGCAAAAGGAUUCAAACGACAUCGAUGGGUUCGGAACGCCCAGAAGACGACCACAGGUCGCGUCGCCGUGACGACUACCGAGACGCCCCCAGAGACAGCGCAACCAGCAGCCGACACAACAAGCGCGACUUGGCAGAAGACUCCCCGAGACAUCCAAGGCUCUCUCAGGACCGGUCCCGCGACAGGUCUCGGUCUCCAAGACGAGAUCACCGAAGACGUUCCAGGUCACCGGACGCCAAAAAGCGCCGAUCGCGUUCGCGCUCACCACGCGACAGGGAGAGAGAAAGAGACAGAGACAGGGAGAGAAGAAGGGAAAGAGGAGAUGACGACAGUGACAAACGACACCGCCGGCGCGAAGACAAGGACAAUGACGGCCACUCGGACAGAGACAGAGACAGGGAAAGAGACAGAGACCGCCGUAGGAACCGCUCGUCCGAAAGACGCUCGUCCCGGAGAGAAACACAACAACCAGAUGACUCCAACCGAGACACCAAAAAUGCCGACAACAAGCGCAGUCUAAUCAAGCGAAACGGCCCCUUGCCCUCCCAAGGUGACUCUUUCGCCGUCAGCACUGGCGAAGAAGCCGAGAAACCCAAGGAGAAGCCGAACUUUGGCAACACAGGCGUGCUCGCCGCCCAGUCCAACACGGUCACGCAAGCCGACGGGACCACCGUUACACUCAAAUACCACGAGCCGCCCGAGGCCCGCAAGCCCGCCCCCCGCGACCAGUGGCGCCUGUACGUCUUCAAGGGCGACGAGGUCAUCGACACCAUCGAGCUGCACAUGCGCAGCUGCUGGCUGGUUGGGAGGGACCUGGCCAUUGCCGACUUGCCAGCCGAGCACCCGAGCAUCAGCAAGCAGCAUGCCGUCAUCCAAUUCCGGUAUACGGAGAAGAGAAACGAGUACGGGGAUAAGAUCGGCCGGGUGAAGCCGUAUCUGAUUGACUUGGAGAGUGCGAAUGGUACCAAACUCAACGGUGACAAGGUACCGGAUAGUCGGUACCUGGAAUUAAGAGACAAGGACAUGAUCCAGUUCGGGUCCAGUACGAGGGAGUACGUGCUUAUGCUUCCGCCCAAGGAUUAAGAGACGAGCAGACGGGUACCACGACUCGUGUUGUUGGGCCAAGGAGGAGGACACAAAAGGGCACAGCCAUGGUAUACCCGUGAAAGCGAUGAUGGACGGUGCCUGGUAUUCCCAAAAUUCUAGGCAAAUGAUGUCACUCUUGGCCGAUGAAAGACCUCGGCUGGGUUUAGGCCGAGAAUCAGCACG